CCGUUAUAGCCCCGGGGUUUGGCGGUAAAUCAAGAUGUCAGUUGUAGACAUCUUUCUUAAAUAUCAAGAAGAGUUGGAUUUGAAGCAUGAAAAGCAAGAGAGACUGGUCAAGCUAAGUCGUGAUGUCACCAUUCAGAGCAAGAAGGUCAUUUUUCAGAUCCACCGCCAUUUUGAUGAGAAAGAAGAUGCAGGAGAGAAUAAAAACGAGGACAUAUUGCGGGAAGCACAGCAGAAACUAGACUUCAUAAGAUCUAGUCUAAUUAGAAAAAUCACGGAGGAGAUACAAUUUGAAGACGUGGGGAAAUUUCAUAAGUCUUACAGCAGCGGGAUUCAAGAAUAUUUAGAGGCUGUAAUGUUCCUUUAUUAUAAAAAGAAUGGCAGGCUAGUUUCUUUUGCAGAAGUACAGAAAGACCUCAUAUACAGCAAUGACGAAGCCAGCAGUUCCGACAAGAAUUAUUUAAAGUUUCCCCUUUCAGUCACUGAUUAUGUACUUAGUAUAGCUGAUUUAACUGGUGAGCUAAUGAGACAAGCAGUGACUGUAGUGUCUAAUGGUAAUACAACACUCCCUUUUCUCAUUCUUCAUUUCCUCCGAGAUGUACAAACCUUCUUUCUGGGUCUCAAAUCUACCGGUAAUUACAGCUGCAAGAAAGAGUUGAGUCAAAAACUGAGCACUCUUAAUGAAUGCGUGACUAAAGUAGAGAGAGUCUGUUUCCAUAUUAGACUAAGAGGGUCUGAAUAUAACUUUAAAUUCAUGCAAUUGGAAGAGGAAUUUAAUUAAUCAAAAUUAAUUAUUAUUACCCAUAAUAAUUAUUAUUAAGCAAAGUUGUAGGCUUGAAAUUUAUGCAAUUAUGAAUUCUCUUCUAAGCCGA
Amphimedon queenslandica is the source of this 869-nucleotide messenger RNA. Its product is annotated as translin-associated protein X-like. Lineage: Eukaryota; Metazoa; Porifera; Demospongiae; Haplosclerida; Niphatidae. Gene Ontology annotation, molecular function: sequence-specific DNA binding. The transcript has 2 exons. Bases 35 to 778 code for a protein of 247 amino acids. The record is from RefSeq and is a predicted model, not a curated record.